CGAACGACGCGCGUGUUUAUUGUGAGCGUACCCUCAAAACUCGUAUUCCCAAACGUGUCCGUGCUAUGCUAAUCGUGUUAUUGUGUGCUUUAAAAUCGAACGUGGAUUUAUUUUAAAGGAAACACCGACGAAAAUGUGACUGCUGACAGUUAAAAUGGCCCCCGUUGACUCCAAAUAGUUUUGUAAUGUGCCCCAAAAUGUGGGAGUUUGUAAGGAUCACCUUGGUGUGUGUGUGUGCGUUGCUGCUGGUGCACCAUGGAUUUUGUGAUGAUGAGAGGUCCUCGGAGGUGCUGGACGACUCGAGGACGGAGGACCAGAGCGAGAAGACCUUCAGGGCUUCUAUACCAGGCAGCAGACGCACCACGACACAAAGCUCUAAUGCGACGCGCGACUCGCAGCUGUACUCGCUGCUAGCAGCGCGGCGACGGCAGCUGCUUACCGGCCGUCUGACCACGCACAUCAACACCAUCGCCACCCUAGCGCACAAGCCGUACAAGGGAAACACGACGUUUGCACAACUAGAGAUAAGAGAUGCAAACAGCAGUGUAGUGAAGAGGAUCACCUUUGAAAAUUCAAGCAAUGAAGCGAUAGCACCAACACUAAAACUCAUCACGCGUGAGGGAAACAAAGAAACACGACGAGACUUAAAACCCCAUGAAAUAAGACAGUUUAUACCUAGACCGUACCAAGAUAUUAAAAGCAGAGCGGGGUUUUUGAACAAUAGGAAAAGAGACUUCAGUAACAGAAGCUUAUUUCCUGAAACUACCACUGAGAGUGUGGUUAUUUAUGUUCCACCUGAAAAACUUGAAGGCCUUGACAAGGAAGUGGAAAUAGACCCUGAAGAGGAGUUUCAAGUAGACGAAUCAAAUCAUGGACUGUAUUUACUUAAUUACUCCGAUACUGAUAAUGUUACGCGCAGUCCAGUAGAAUCCAACAAAACAACAUCAAACAAUGAAAUAAAAGAUAAUGUCUUCGUUGAAAGCACUACAAUGACAAGUACUGAAGACACAACCCAAAUAACAACUCAGGCCAGUGAUACGGAAAAAGAAGAUAGAGUUGACGCCAACACCAUAGCUAACAGCACCUCUAUAAAUAAUACAAAAUUAAUUAAAAUAGAAGAUAAAGAAAAUGCUAACCAAACGUUAUUUAUGUCAGAAGAAAUAUACAACCAUUUCAGGCCCCUCGAAACAGAAUUACCCGAUGAAGAAAUGGCACCGUUUAUUUAUUUUGGCCAGAAACUAGGCGGCUCUAUUAUUAGUGACAGUUUAACAAACUCUCCCUCUAUCUCAGCAUCUACAAAAUCAGUGAAUUUUAUUGCUCCGCCAAUAGAAAAACGUAAAUUCAACUCUAGAUAUUCUGCAACUGAAAAAUAUAAAAAUAAUAGUGCGGGAGAAGAAGAAAUCAAUGAAGAUAUGGACAUUUCAGUGAUAAAAAAUGUCAUAGAAAAAAAUAAAAUUCGCAAUACAGUGAAAGGACCAGCGCCAGCUCGCCAUGUUGGAUUAGUAAACGCUUAUAGAAAAUUUUCAAGUACUACCCAAUCGACUGCAAAACCAACCACACCAGAGCUGAAUGUGACAGAAGGUGUUACACAUAACGAAACAUCAUCAACUGAAAAAAGUAUAUCUGAUCAUAAUCUGACUGAGAUACAUUCUGAAGCACUGGUAAAUAAAUUAAAUAUUACAUCUAAUUCACCUGACACAAAUGUAACAGAAAGUGUAACUGUAGCUCCAAAAAACUUUACUCGCACCUACACUAGUUUACGUCGUCGCCCUUCGAAAUUAACGACAUUAGUAAGCACUGAAAAUACUAAUGUGGAAAAUAACAAUUCCACUACAGAGAAGGCAGCUACGUCAGUUUACACAGCAGUAGUUACUUCAGUUUCUAUAACUUCCUCUGUCAAAGGUCAAAACAAGACGGAUAACGUUGCAGGAGACAAUAGUACAAAUGUUCAAAUUCUUGGUGACUUGAAAAAUAUUACCGAACAGAAGUUAAUUGUUAGUGAUAAUGAAACAAUUACUUCAACAACUUCAACGACAACAUACAGGCCCUACAGACACAGAUUUAGAAUUAAAACUUCAACAACAGAAAAUUCAAUAAGUUUUAGUCCAAAUCCUACAAUAAUUGCGAAUUUAGCACCAGACGCAUCGUCUGUUGGAGAUAAAAGUAAUAACGAAUAUAAGCAUGAAACUACGACUUUUAAAAUAUCUGAACGAAUUGCGACAACAUUUAAAAGCGAAAUCGAAAAUACGCCUACGGGAUUUACUCUACGACCAAAGAGAAGAAGACGUCCAACUACAACAACUACUACUACUUCUACCAGCACCUUCUUACCAUUUUACUUAUCAUCGGAGCUCACUACUCCAAUAGUCUUCCCAACAACAGAGGCUAGUGAAAUCGCUCUUACGACUGUAGUCAUAACCUCGCGUUCUGCAUCUGAAUCUAAAUCCAAAUCUCAUACACUUACUAAGACUGGAAAUGAAACAGAUCAGAACGAUACAAAUACAACUCACGUCAUCAAUAUCAAUGAAGAAUCUCAAAAUGAAGAAGUUUUGAUCGAAGCCGAAAAAACGUAUACCGCUUCGUAUGUUCUGGCAGGUCUAGGUUUCUUACCUGUUAUAGCCGUAGUAGCAUUCGUGUUCCGAAAUCUCCUUAAAAAGAAAACUAAGGAGAUCGAUGCAGAAUACGAAGGCUAUUUCGACGACGGUGGUGAUAUCAAGAAGGAAUCACCGAUAACGCCGGUAGCUCGUCCUCCUUUGCCAACACCCUCCAAGCCUGAUCAGAAAUGGGAGUUUCCAAGGAACAAACUAAGACUGCAGACUUUAUUGGGUCAAGGCAACUUUGGUCAGGUGUGGAAAGCGGAAGCCGAUGAUCUGACUGGCCAUGAUGGUCUAACGAGGCUAGUAGCAGUUAAGACAAUCAAGGAAUCCGCCUCACAAAAGGAGAAACAGGAACUUCUGCAUGAGAUCUACAUCAUGCAGAAGAUCGGCACGCACCCCAACGUAGUUACCCUUUUAGGAUGCUGCACUGAACAAGAGCCGUACCUACUCAUAAUGGAGUACGUGAUGUGCGGCAAGCUGCUGACGUACCUGCGCGAGCGGCGCUCCCGCCCCGACCGGUUCAGCGGCAGCGGCGCCCUCACGUCACGUGACCUGACCGUCUUCGCGUACUGCGUGGCACGGGGCAUGGACUAUAUCGCGUCUAAAGGGAUCGUUCACCGCGACCUGGCCGCUCGAAACGUACUCGUCGACCACAACAAGCUCUGCAAGAUCGCGGACUUCGGCAUGUCGCGGAUGAGCGGCGCGGGAGGGCGCGCGCGGGGGGCGCUGCCCGUCCGCUGGAUGGCCCCCGAGGCCCUCCUGUACGGGUCCCACAGCACGCAUACUGAUGUGUGGGCAUUUGGGAUACUGCUGUGGGAGAUCGUCACGCUCGGGUCCACGCCCUACGCAGCGAUGUCGGGUCGGGAGGUGCUCACAGCAGUCACUGAAGGCUACCGGUUGGAGCGUCCAACGCAUUGCGCGCCAGCGCUGUACCGCGCGAUGUCAAGCUGCUGGCACGCCGACCCCAGCCAACGCCCCACCUUCACAUCCCUCAAGGCUCAACUGGCAGAGCUACUGGAUAACGAGCCAGCUGAAGGGAACUACGUCGAUCUCGAGUCGUUUUACCAGGAGUCGUCUGUGUAUAGCGACCCGUCCGCCAUCAUACACGACGAUGAUGGCUUGUCAGCGGAGUAUGAUCGCGAGAGACGCUGCUUUAGAGAACUACGUGCAGGACCUGCCAAAUUCGACAACAGAGCGUUCAACCUACGAGACGAAGAGCUGAGGAGCAAAUUCGGCGUCGGUACGCAGCGGAUGGGCGGCUUCGGCAUACGGGACGGACCCUUCAAUGACAGAAGCUUCGGCGACGGCGAGUUCAAUGACCGAAAUUUCACCGACAAGAACUUCGGUGAACGGAAUUUCGUCGACAAAAACUUCGGCGAGCGGAAUUUCGCCGACAAGAACUUCAAUGAUCCGAACUUCGUCGAACGAAAGGACGGUAAACUGUCAACUUCGAGCUUCCACAGGGAGAGAGAGAGGGAAAACCCUUUAGUUAGUAGAAACAGCUUUAACGGCUUCCCCCGGCUGGGCACGCGGGAAAACCACUUCCAAAUGUCACCCGACGGCCGGAACAAGAGAGUUUCGGAAUUCGAAUGUGACAUUUAGGUGACAUUCGAUACAGAUUAGUUUUAUCCAUGGGGUAAUUUCUUAAAUCGACAGUUCAGAAAUGGAUGUCGAGUUUGAAAAGUAUCCCAUGUAUAAACAAUCCUGUUUGCUUAGAUAUUUUUAUAACUCGAUAUCGAAGUUAGGAAACAAUAAAAUGUUUGACAUAUCACCAAAUUGAUCCCGAUUUUAUUUCUAAUUUCGUUAUCGUUUCUAGAAUUUCUAAGCCCCUUUCGGAAUAAGCUAAAGAGGUUCUUUUGUAAAGCAUGUACUGAUUUGGAAUUAGUUAAUUAUUUAAUUCGUUAUACAAUAUUAAAUUAGUAUCAAAACAUGCGAGGUAUUGACUGUUUAUUUGCACUAAUGACAAGUUAAGUGUCAAUUUUACUAACGCAUGUUUAUUGCUUAUCAAAUCAUUUCGUCUCUUUUUAUCUUCUUUUUAACGAAAGAGAAGGUAUGAUACUUGACAAUCGAGAUGUUUAAAACUAACAGGCGUUAGUAAAAUCGGUUCUAAGAAUCUCAAUUGCAAAGAUUGUAAAUAAUAAUUUAUAAUAUUCGUUUUAAGAUUAGCAUCCGCGUAUCGACAGAAUUAAAGUAUUAUAUUGUCUACUGUAAUCUAAAAUAUCUUGUACCUGAAAUGACGCGGUCUGUACUUAUGUAAAUAGGGUUGGGUGGAAUAUGAGCGCACGUUGUUUUGACUAUAUUUAUCGUUUUAUAAAGUCCGGGAGUGAAGCAGGGAGAAUUUCGUACUGUGCUACCUAUCUCUUUCUAUUGCUGUACGUAAACGUGAAAGAGAAAGAGAGAUAUGGGCUGUACGAAAUUCUGUAUGUUCCGCUCCGCACUUUAGUAUAUAAGAUUAUAUGCAAUGUUAACACAUUAUCACGUUUUCCGUAUUCUAUCAGUUUGUUAUUUGAAAGUUUCGUGGUGCUGACUACACUCUGUCUCCGAUUGAAAAUAACUUUCUAGUCUCAAAAUUUGUAUGAUAUGAUUGUAAGAUCUGAUUUAUUGAUAAGUUCUGAUGAGUAUUUUAGAUGAAUAAAAGAUGUAUGAAAUAU
Messenger RNA from Aricia agestis (brown argus), 5248 nucleotides. RefSeq names its product serine-rich adhesin for platelets-like. Bases 186 to 4199 code for a protein of 1337 amino acids. The record is from RefSeq and is a predicted model, not a curated record. Gene Ontology annotation, biological process: multicellular organism development; protein phosphorylation; cell surface receptor protein tyrosine kinase signaling pathway. Gene Ontology annotation, molecular function: transmembrane receptor protein tyrosine kinase activity; ATP binding. Lineage: Eukaryota; Metazoa; Arthropoda; Insecta; Lepidoptera; Lycaenidae. The transcript is spliced from 8 exons. Gene Ontology annotation, cellular component: signaling receptor complex.